AUGCUGUGGAGUUGUCAAAUGGAGAAGUCUGGUGUAGAAACUAUUAAGGUUUUGUUAUCAAGAUUUGCUGAUGAAGAGAAGUACUUUCGCGAUCAAAGUGCUGAUGCGCUAUGUUACUGGUUGAAGAAAAAUAAAAUAAAAACUGUUCGUAUGAAUUGGACUUGCCCACUGAAGGCAAAAGAAGACGUUCCACUAAAAUGUGGACUACGUCCCGAUAAUGUAUGUUUGGCUUACGAUUCAACAAACCUCCCAAAUACGGAGGAAAAGUGGAACAGCACUGUGUUCAUGUCUAAGCAGUACGGCUGUUAUAAGUGGCCACCGUCUAUUAACGUCGUUGUUUUUGCGAAACGACCUCAAAUAAAUCGACCAGCGCUGAACGAAUGUGAAAAAGCCAUCGUGGAAGCAUUCGAGGAUCCUAUGAUGUAUAGAAAAUGGGUUAUGCUACUUCUUAUAGAGAAAAGAGACCUGCCGCAAGUCACUGAAAGCACGGUUUGGAUGAUUAAGGUAAAGUCUUAG
Messenger RNA from Strongylus vulgaris, 516 nucleotides. NCBI's taxonomy places the organism in Eukaryota, Metazoa, Nematoda, Chromadorea, Rhabditida, Strongylidae. The record is from the annotation of a GenBank genome assembly.